Messenger RNA from Acanthisitta chloris (rifleman), 661 nucleotides. It is a transcript of the gene TNNT3, whose product is annotated as troponin T type 3 (skeletal, fast). Gene Ontology annotation, molecular function: tropomyosin binding; troponin C binding; troponin I binding. Gene Ontology annotation, biological process: muscle contraction; sarcomere organization; regulation of muscle contraction. The annotation marks the transcript as partial. The transcript is spliced from 11 exons. NCBI's taxonomy places the organism in Eukaryota, Metazoa, Chordata, Aves, Passeriformes, Acanthisittidae. Gene Ontology annotation, cellular component: troponin complex. The record is from RefSeq and is a predicted model, not a curated record.
AAGUCCAUGAACCAGCCCCCCCUCCAGAGGAAGCUCCUGAGGAAGAGGAGAAGCCCAGAAUAAAACUAACUGCUCCUAAAAUACCAGAGGGUGAGAAAGUAGAUUUUGAUGACAUCCAAAAGAAAAGGCAGAACAAAGACCUGAUUGAACUGCAGGCCUUGAUUGACAGCCACUUUGAAGCCAGGAGGAAGGAAGAGGAAGAGCUGGUCGCCCUCAAGGAGAGGAUUGAGAAGCGCAGAGCGGAAAGAGCAGAACAGCAGAGAAUCCGGGCUGAGAAGGAGAAGGAGCGUCAGGCAAGGCUUGCAGAGGAAAAGGCACGGAGAGAGGAAGAAGAUGCCAAGAGAAAGGCUGAGGAUGAUCUGAAGAAGAAGAAGGCUCUGUCUUCCAUGGGUGCAACAUACAGCAGUUAUUUGGCUAAGGCUGAUCAAAAGAGAGGAAAGAAGCAAACAGCUAGAGAGACUAAGAAGAAGGUCCUGGCAGAGAGGCGCAAGCCCUUGAACAUUGACCAUCUUAAUGAAGACAAGCUGAGGGACAAGGCUAAAGAACUUUGGGACUGGUUAUAUCAGCUGGAGACUGAAAAGUAUGACUUUACAGAGCAGAUCAAGAGGAAAAAAUAUGAGAUUGUCACCCUCAGGAACCGGAUUGAUCAGGCCCAGAAGCA